This is a messenger RNA of Rotaria sordida, 2019 nucleotides long. NCBI's taxonomy places the organism in Eukaryota, Metazoa, Rotifera, Eurotatoria, Philodinida, Philodinidae. The record is from the annotation of a GenBank genome assembly.
AUGGGUGAUUACUCGAAAGCACUUGAAUUUUAUGAAAAAGCACAUAAAAUCUUCAAAAAAGCUCUGCCUCCAAAUCAUCCCGAUUUGGCUAUUUCCUACAACAACAUCGGCCAAGUGUAUAACAACAUGGGUGAUUACUCGAAAGCAAUUGAAUUUUACGAAAAAGCACGUAAAAUAAAAGAAAAAGCUCUGUCUCCGAAUCAUCCCGAUUUGGCUACUUCCUACGCUUGCAUCGGUCAAGUGUAUAACACCAUGAGUGACUACUCGAAAGCACUUGAAUUUUAUAAAAAAUCACUUAAAAUAAGAGAAAAAGCUCUGCCUCCGAAUCAUCCCGAUUUGGCUAUUUCCUACAACAACAUCGGUCAAGUGUAUAAAAACAUGGGUGACUACUCGAAAGCGCUUGAAUUUUACGAAAAAUCACAUAAAAUCUACGAAAAAGCUCUGCCUCCGAAUCAUCCCAAUUUGGCUACUUCCUACAGCAACAUCGGUGGAGUGUAUAACAACAUGGGUGACUACUCGAAAGCAUUUGAAUUUUACGAAAAAUCACAUAAAAUCUACGAAAAAGCUCUGCCUCCGAAUCAUCCCGAUUUGGCUUAUUCCUACAACAACAUCGGUACGUUGUAUAAGAACAUGGGUGACUACUCGAAAGCACUUGAAUUUUAUGAAAAAGCACAUCAAAUCUUCGAAAAAGCUCUGCCUCCAAAUCAUCCCGAUUUGGUUACUUCCUAUACUUGCAUCGGUCAAGUGUAUAAGAACAUGGGUGACUAUUCGAAAGCACUUGAAUUUUACGAAAAAUCACUUAAAAUAAGAGAAAAAGCUCUGCCUCCGAAUCAUCCCGAUUUGGCUAUUUCCUACAACAACAUCGGUCAAGUGUAUAACACCAUGAGUGACUACUCGAAAGCACUUGAAUUUUAUAAAAAAUCACUUAAAAUAAGAGAAAAAGCUCUGCCUCCGAAUCAUCCCGAUUUGGCUAUUUCCUACAACAACAUCGGUCAAGUGUAUAAAAACAUGGGUGACUACUCGAAAGCACUUGAAUUUUACGAAAAAUCACUUAAAAUAAGAGAAAAAGCUCUGCCUCCGAAUCAUCCCCAUUUGGCUAUUUCCUACAACAACAUCGGUCAAGUGUAUAACAACAUGGGUGACUACUCGAAAGCACUUGAAUUUUACGAAAAAGCACAUAAAAUCUACGAAAAAGCUCUGCCUCCGAAUCAUCCCGAUUUGGCUACUUCCUACAGCAACAUCGGUGGAGUGUAUAACAACAUGGGUGACUACUCGAAAGCACUUGAAUUUUACGAAAAAGCACAUAAAAUAAAAGAAAAAGCUCUGUCUCCGAACCAUCCCGAUUUGGCUACUUCCUAUACUUGCAUCGGUCAAGUGUAUAACAACAUGGGUGACUACUCGACAGCAUUUGACUUUUUCAAAAAGUCACAAAAAAUCUUUGUGGAAACUCUGCCUGCGAAUCACUCUAAUUUGGGUUAUCCAUACAACUGGUUUGGGAAAAUUUAUCGCAAUAUGAAAGAUUAUCCAAAAGCACUUGAUAAUUUCGAAAAAUGUCUCGCAAUAUUUCAAAAAACGUUGCCUGAAAGACAUCCUAAUCAAGCUAUUACAUAUAGUAAUAUUGGUGAUGUUCAUCGAUUAAUGGGUAAUUAUGAAAAGGCACUUGCAUUUCAUCAAAAAGCAUUAAAUAUUCAAGAGAAUGUGCAAUGUGAUCCUAAGGACUGUGCAACGACAUAUAUAAAUUUAGGUGAAACUUAUCGUGAAAUGAAAGAUUAUUCAAAAGCAUUGACAUAUUUCGAAAAAGGAUUAGAAAUACGUGAGAAGAAAUUACCAAAAAAUCAUCCUGAUUUAGCUGUUGUAUAUCAUAAUAUGGCAAAAUUAUAUUUGGCUACACGAAAAUAUAGUAUGGCAAUGAAAAAUAUUCAACAAGCAGUUGAAAUAGCUCAAGAAAAAUUACCUUCAACUCAUCCUCAUCUUUUGGAAUAUAAAGAAACAUUUGAAAAAAUUCGACAGAAAAUGUAA